Molecule: messenger RNA, 977 nt
Organism: Chelmon rostratus (copperband butterflyfish)
Lineage: Eukaryota; Metazoa; Chordata; Actinopteri; Chaetodontiformes; Chaetodontidae
Exons: 7
Coding region: 90-875 (261 amino acids)
Source: RefSeq, a predicted model, not a curated record
CAAGCAUUACAGCAACACCAUGCUUUCACAUAAGUACAGUCACAGUCACAAGAGAGCAGUCAGACAGCUGCUGAGCUUUGACAGCUAACAUGUCAGAGACACUGGGAGGCAACAUUUUCGUGACUGGAACAAACAGAGGCAUUGGUUUGGAGCUGGUGAAACAGCUGGCAGAGAAGACAGGACCCGAGGCUCGAAUCUAUGCCUGCUGCAGACAGCCAGAGGGGAGCGGGGCUGAGGCCCUGAGAGCCCUCGCCACUCAGUAUCCUGGAAAGAUCACUAUAAUCAAGCUAGACAUGUCAGAUGAGGACAGUAUCUCGGCUGCUGUCCAAGCUGUGAGCAAGCAGAUUGGGGCUGGUGGUUUGAACCUCCUCAUCAACAACGCGGCUAUCAACAAACCGGCCGUACCGGCAUUGUUAGAUGUCACCGGGAAAAAGGACAUGAUGGAGGUAUACGAAACCAAUGUGGUGGGACCAUUUCUCCUUGUGAAGAUGCUUCUUCCACUCCUCCAGAGAGCAGCAGAGAAGGACAGUGGUGAUAAAAUGUCCUGCCGGAGGUCAGCCAUCAUCAACAUCUCCACCGUCAUCUCAUCCAUAGAGAAAUGUCCAGAGACCUUCACCAUGGCACAGAUGUACCCUUAUAGGACCAGCAAGGCAGCGUUGAACAUGCUGACUCGCUGUCAGGCUGAGAACUUCAAGAUAAACAACAUACUGGUGACAGCACUCCACCCUGGCUGGGUCCGCACUGACAUGGGAGGAAAAGAGGGCCACUUGUCCACACAGGAAAGCGUAUAUGGCCUGAUGAGUGUGAUGUCAUCACUCAGCAACAAAGACUGUGGGAUGCUUCUGGACUGGGAGGGCAACAGAAUUCCAUGGUAGCAGUCACCAUAACGACCAAGCCAGGCCUACCAAAUCAAUAUUUUUUGCAUAUAGAUACAAAUAAAAGAUAUAGUAUACCAAGGUGAUGUCUGACAUCUUGUA